GACGACGGCCUGUACCGCGGCAUGAACAGCUACAAAGACUUCCGGGCCGGCUUCCGCCGCGAGCACACGGUGGGGGCGGAGAAGGGCAGCGGCUCGCACGGCCCGCUGCGCGCCUCCACCAACGUGCGCAUGACGGUGCGCUUUGACUACCAGCCAGACAUCUGCAAGGACUACAAGGAGACGGGGUACUGCGGAUACGGAGACGCCUGCAAGUUCAUGCACGACAGAGGGGACUACAAGGCCGGGUGGGAGAUUGACCGGGACUGGGAUACACAGCAGAAGGAGAAGCGGGAGCGCUUGCUGGCAGGGUGGAAGCCAGAGGAUGAGGAAGAGGAGGCAAAGGACUCAGAGGAGGACGACGAGCUGCCCUUUGCCUGCCUCAUCUGCCGGCGGCCGUGGGCCGAGGCGCAGGACCCCGUGGUCACCCGCUGCAAGCACUACUUCUGCGAGCAGUGCGCCCUGCAGCACAACGCCAAGACGCCAAAGUGCUUUGCCUGCGAGCAGCCCACGGGGGGCAUCUUCAACGUCGCGCACGAAAUUGUGAGGCGGGAGAAGGCGCGGCAGCGCAAGGAGGCAGGCGACGACUGACGUGCGCCCAGACCCCCGCCAGUUGUACUCCUGCUCUCCUGACUUGUCGCUCUCCGCCCUCCUGCUCUGCUCAUCUGCUCCUCUUCGUCAUGAACUGCCCUGACUGCACCAUAUCUGUUACCAUUCCGCUCCCCUAAAUUCUCGGCAAUCACACAAUGUUG
This is a messenger RNA of Chlorella variabilis, 749 nucleotides long. RefSeq lists its product as hypothetical. Gene Ontology annotation, molecular function: metal ion binding. The coding region runs from base 22 to 588 and encodes 188 amino acids. Gene Ontology annotation, biological process: snoRNA splicing. Lineage: Eukaryota; Viridiplantae; Chlorophyta; Trebouxiophyceae; Chlorellales; Chlorellaceae. The record is from RefSeq and is a predicted model, not a curated record. The transcript has 3 exons. Gene Ontology annotation, cellular component: U2-type spliceosomal complex.